Molecule: messenger RNA, 2788 nt
Organism: Girardinichthys multiradiatus
Lineage: Eukaryota; Metazoa; Chordata; Actinopteri; Cyprinodontiformes; Goodeidae
Gene: klhdc10
Product: kelch domain containing 10
Exons: 9
Coding region: 191-1357 (388 amino acids)
Biological process (GO): positive regulation of stress-activated MAPK cascade
Molecular function (GO): protein binding
Source: RefSeq, a predicted model, not a curated record
UACCAACUGCUCAGAACUACCAGAAGAAGAAGUGUGUCAUCACCGGCGCUGGGGCUAAAAGAAAAAUUGUGAAUGGCUUCAAAAUAGCCUGAAAUGCGAAAUGAGAAAUCUACGCUUUAGCGAAAUUUGUAUUUUUCCCAUGUGACAUCCAAAGGUACCAGACAGCAAAGGGAGAAGAAGGGGACAAAAGAUGUCGGACGUUGAAGGCGCUGACAGUUCAGAGCAGCUGAAUAAAUUUGAGAAACUGACAGGCAGGCCGCCGCACGGAGCGACGUUAGCAGGUCCUCGAAGUCCGCCCGCCCGCAGUGGGCAUCGCUGCGUUGCUGACAACACUAACCUGUAUGUGUUUGGGGGAUACAACCCUGACUAUGAUGAGUCGGGAGGCUUAGAAAACGAAGACUACCCACUAUUCAGGGAGCUUUGGCGGUACCACUUUGCCACAGGCUGCUGGCAGCAGAUUCGAACAGAGGGGUACAUGCCCACAGAGCUGGCAUCUAUGUCAGCUGUUUUGCAUGGUAACAACCUUCUUGUGUUCGGUGGCACCGGGAUCCCCUUCGGGGAAAAUAACGGCAAUGACGUUCAUGUUUGUAACGUGAAGUAUAAGCGAUGGUCGCUGCUCAACUGUCGAGGGAAGAAGCCCAACAGAGUCUAUGGACAGGCAAUGGUCAUUAUAAACGGCUUCCUGUACGUAUUUGGUGGAACAACGGGCUACAUCUACAGCACAGACCUGCACAGGCUGGACCUGACCACCAGGGAGUGGAUCCACCUGAAACCCAACAACCCGCCUGAUGACCUGCCAGAGGAAAGAUACAGGCAUGAAAUAGCACAUGAUGGACAGAGGAUUUAUAUCCUGGGAGGAGGAACGUCCUGGACAUCUUAUCCCCUGGAUAAGAUGCAUGCAUACAAUCUGGAGACAAACACUUGGGAGGAAAUCACAACUAAACCUCAUGAGAAAAUAGGAUAUCCUGCUCCUCGACGAUGCCAUAGCUGUGUACAAAUACGUAAUGACGUAUUUAUCUGUGGAGGCUACAAUGGGGAAUCGAUACUUGCUGAUCUGUGGAAACUAAACUUGCAAACUUUCCAGUGGAGUAAACUACCAGCAGAGAUGCCCGAGCCGGCCUACUUUCACUGUGCUGCUGUAACGCCGGCUGGCUGCAUGUAUAUUCACGGUGGUGUCGUGAACAUCCAUGAGAACAAGAGGACUGGCUCUCUGUUCAAGAUCUGGCUGACUGUGCCCAGCCUGCUGGAGCUGUGCUGGGAGAAGCUUCUCAAGGCCUUCCCCCACCUGACUUCUCUGCCCACCUUUCAUCUGUAUAAUUUGGGCCUCACAGAGGAGCUUGUAGAACGUGUGAAAUAGGCACAGAGGAACGGAAGAAAACUCCCAGCAGGACUCUGGAUGAUGCCUGAUGUAGCCCCGCCUUAAAACCAAAAACAAUGGGAUGCCUUUUUUUAAUGUUCACUUAAUUUUUUUUUGGCCUGUUUUUGUAGAUAUGGCGAUGAGCGGGAAUAUUUUUGGAAUGUUUUAUGGAUUUUACUCAAAUCCCUGUGCCAUCACUGCAACUUUAUAGCGUUUGGAUUCUGGGCAUCAUCUUCAAACAAACUGACAAGUUGUAACCAAAAAUCUUUAUUUUGUCAUGUAAAAAAGUCAGACACUAUUAACUCUCAUUUCUGCAAAUCCUCCAGAUAUUUUAUAAAUUCAGAGCAAGGGAAAAUCGGAUGUAUAUUUAUUUCAUGGACUUUUGCUGUUGUUUUUUCUUCCCGUCAUGAACUGAUAUUGCUCUUUGCACAUUUUGUCCCAUAUCCUUGUUGGUAUUUUUUUUAUUUAAUAGAUUCUUUACACAUCAAUGACUAAAGAGUCUAAAGAGGGUGUAACGCAUUGGUUUGCCAAUUUAACAGUUUUACUGAUACUACACUAUUUUUGGUUUGUUGUCCCUUCUCUGCUGGAAGUUGUCAGGCGUAGUAAAAGUCGUGAAAGUUUCUGCACUGGUUUUUAUCCUGUCAGUUUGCAUGAAUGGACAAGAAGAAAACAUUUGGAAAUAUUAGUGUUUUAGAUUUGUGGUUAAUUGCCUAAAACAUGUGGAGACGCUAGGUGUUCAUCGCCAUGACAAGAACAUUUACAAUUUCAUUUUCUCUAUUUGUCCUUUUUUUAUUGUUAUUUUACAGCUCAUAAAACAUAAAAUAAAGGUGAGUAUUUACAAGGUUAUUUAUUUCCCAAUCACCUCAAUUUCUAGCUUUAUUUGUAAAACACUUCACUGUGAAUUGGGUGCUCUUUAAAUUCUAAGCUUUUAGUUCAAUAAAUUAUGCUUUUACUCCGGAUGUUGAAGACGAUGUUUUUGCACUGAGAGCUGCUUCAGUAGCACAUUUGUUUAUCCUGCAGUGCCUUUUUCAAAGAUAUAUUCCACAUAUGUAAGAUUUCUGCAUGCAUGUUGACCCCUUUAAAUAUUCCAGUCAGUGCAGAUAAAUGCUGAUUUUGAAGACUUGUUUUUUUCCUCUUUAAACAGGUCAGCAUGGUGUCCUAAAAGCAUUCAGAGACUUGUUAAUGUUCAUUUAAAUAAUGGCAAAUAUUGUUUCACAUUUUGAAGAUUUUUUUUGUCCCCCACCCCCCAUGCAUGAAUCAUCCCCUUAUUUUAAUUUUGCAUUGUAUUGAGAUUCUUUAAUGCAUGAUGCCUUUAAUUGCUUUUAACAUUAUCCUUACUUGCAUAGAUGCUUUACAGGUUUCCUAUUAAAAGUGUUGUACAGUUGGAUUUUAUGAACAUUGUUAGUUGUCAAUAAAAGUAUUGUCUAAAUA